This is a messenger RNA of Amphimedon queenslandica, 966 nucleotides long. RefSeq names its product probable aspartate aminotransferase, cytoplasmic. The record is from RefSeq and is a predicted model, not a curated record. Gene Ontology annotation, cellular component: cytosol. Gene Ontology annotation, biological process: L-aspartate biosynthetic process. The transcript is spliced from 7 exons. Bases 16 to 966 code for a protein of 316 amino acids. Gene Ontology annotation, molecular function: L-aspartate:2-oxoglutarate transaminase activity; pyridoxal phosphate binding. NCBI's taxonomy places the organism in Eukaryota, Metazoa, Porifera, Demospongiae, Haplosclerida, Niphatidae.
CCUUUUUGCUGAAACAUGUCUUCUCCAACCUCAGUUUUCGAUGGCAUGGAAGCAGCUCCUCCUGACGCUGUAUUCAACGUACUGGCUAAAUAUAACGAGGACACCUUCCCCAAAAAAGUCAACCUAUCAGUUGGCGCUUACAGGGAUGAAGAGGGCCAGCCCUGGGUACUGCCCGUUGUAAAGACAAUAGAGACACAGAUGACCUCUGAUGUGAUGCUCAAUCAUGAGUACCUCCCCAUUGAUGGACUCAAGUCAUUCACUGAAUCUGCAACAAGACUUGUACUGGGAUCAGAUGGACCAGCUGUAACGCAAAACAGAUACUGUUCUAUUCAGUGUUUAUCUGGUACUGGUAGCAUCCUUGCAGCAUUGGAGCUCAUCAGGAAAUUCCUUGAAAUUGACACAAUUUAUUUAUCUAAUCCAACUUGGUCUAAUCAUCGUGGUAUUGCUAGCAACACUGGCUUUACUCAAAUUAGAGAAUAUCGUUACUUUGAUACAACCACCAGAGGACUUGAUAUUGAGGGCAUGAUUGAAGACUUGAAGUCUGCUACUGAGGGAUCAGCUGUGAUACUACACACUUGUGCCCAUAAUCCUACAGGAGUUGAUCCUUCAAAGGAAGAAUGGAAGAGGAUCUUUGAAGCACUCAAGGAGAGGAGCCUAUUUCCUGUAAUGGAUACAGCAUACAUUGGAUUUGCUUCUGGUGACAUUGACGCUGACUCAUGGCCACUGAGAGAGAUGGAUAGACAAGGAAUGGAGUUCUGUAUUACUCAGUCUUUCUCUAAAAACUUUGGACUCUACAAUGAGAGAGUGGGUCAAUUGUGCUGUGUCCUGACAAGUCCAGAAAUGGCAGGAGUCAUGUUGACACAGCUCAAAGUGAUAGCAAGGAGGCUUUGGUCUAACCCANCANACCAUGGAGCAAGGAUUGUAGCUACUGCUUUAAACAACUCAACACUGUACCAGGAAUGGUGA